Neltuma alba is the source of this 482-nucleotide messenger RNA. RefSeq lists its product as uncharacterized. Bases 44 to 277 code for a protein of 77 amino acids. The record is from RefSeq and is a predicted model, not a curated record. Lineage: Eukaryota; Viridiplantae; Streptophyta; Magnoliopsida; Fabales; Fabaceae. The transcript has 2 exons.
GCACCUUGUAUAGUUAUAGAGCGCACGAGUUUAUAAACAUACAAUGGCUAUCCUGCAGAACAAGCGACUUGUAAUUGUAGCUCUCUUCCUUCUCUGCUUCAUUUCCUCUCAAGCCACAGCGCGAAGUUUGAAAGAAAGAAUUAAUGGCAAUAUUAGAGAUCGUAAGGAGGCACAUGAUGGAGUGCUUAAGACGAAAGAAGACGAGGGUAAUGCAGAUUGUGAAGUAUUCUCAAUGGAUUACACUCCAGCCAGGAGGAAGCCCCCGAUUCACAAUUAGCAUUAAAAUAUACGCUUCCCAAAUUUAUAAUUUAUUCCCGUAUGUAUAUAUGGCUUGAUUCCUUGCUUGUUAUAUUAUUGGAGCAAAAAAGUAACUACGUAGAAUUUACCGGCGUCUGCCUUUCCAUAUGAAAAGGUUGUGCAUGUGAUAUAUUGCUUUUUCAAAAGAAAAAGGUAAAUAAAAUAAUAUUGAGUUCUGGAAAAAA